This is a messenger RNA of Heterobasidion irregulare TC 32-1, 204 nucleotides long. RefSeq lists its product as uncharacterized. The annotation marks the transcript as partial. The transcript has a single exon. The record is from RefSeq and is a predicted model, not a curated record. NCBI's taxonomy places the organism in Eukaryota, Fungi, Basidiomycota, Agaricomycetes, Russulales, Bondarzewiaceae.
GUCAGUUUCAAGACGGAAGGGGCGAUUACCGUCCGGGUAGACAAGGAUGGGAGUUGUUGUGAAACAGUGCUUCAGUUGCUCAAAUGCUGCGUUCCUUUCGGGAGUCCAUUCGAAUGGGACGUCUUUCUUUGUAAGGUCGUUGAGGGGCCGGGCUAUGGCGGCAAAGUCCUUGAUGAAUCUGCGAUAGAAGUUUCCAAAGCCUAG